Molecule: messenger RNA, 849 nt
Organism: Helobdella robusta
Lineage: Eukaryota; Metazoa; Annelida; Clitellata; Rhynchobdellida; Glossiphoniidae
Exons: 4
Coding region: 119-724 (201 amino acids)
Biological process (GO): positive regulation of transcription by RNA polymerase II; RNA polymerase II preinitiation complex assembly; chromatin remodeling
Cellular component (GO): negative cofactor 2 complex
Molecular function (GO): core promoter sequence-specific DNA binding; protein heterodimerization activity; TBP-class protein binding
Source: RefSeq, a predicted model, not a curated record
GUUAUUUAUAUUUUAUUUUGUUUUAUAAUCCAAGUUUCUAAUAAUUUUUUAUAAUUAUUAGUUACUUUUAGUUUUAUUUGUGUAAAAAUAUUUUUAACUUCGUGGCAACGAUAAUAAAAUGAUGAGAAAUGAGAGUUCGGACGAAGACGAUGAUCGGUCCACUUUGAGUUUCGACUCUUCGAAAACUGCUCAACAAAACUCGAACUUAGCGAAUGCUGCAAAUGCCGAAAGGGACGACGACGAGUUGAGCAUUCCGCGAGCCGCUCUCAACAAAAUGAUAAAAGAACUCACUCCCAAUAUCCGUGUUGCCAAUGACUCUCGGGAACUCAUCCUCAACUGCUGCACUGAAUUCAUUCACCUGGUGGCUACUGAAGCGAACGACUUGUGCAACAAACAACAAAAGAAGACAAUAUCACAUGAACAUAUUUUUAAAGCUCUUGAUAACCUGGGGUUCAGCAGCUACAAAGAAGAAGCCAUCGCAGUGUUAGAGGAAGCCAAGAAGGUUGCUACAAAUAAACGCCAAAAGAAAUCCAGAUUAGAGAAUUCAGGAAUACCAGAAGAAGAACUUUUCCUGCUCCAACAGCAAUUAUUUGCUAAGGCUCGGCUGGAGGCAGCCCAAUCGGACUUGAAGGAAUGGCAUGAAAUGCAGUUCAGACUUCAGCAACAGCAGCAACUUCAGCAGCAGCAGCAAGAAGUUGACGACGACGAUAACUACAAUUUAUAGCAUUUAUUUUUUUCAUUAUUUUUUUGCAUCUGCAUCUUGUUAAUAAUGUUUGACUGAAUAAUAAUUUUGUAAUAUCAUUCUUCUCUCUUCCUCUCUCUCUCUUCUCUUCUUAUUUUUUUAUUACC